Molecule: messenger RNA, 792 nt
Organism: Cercopithifilaria johnstoni
Lineage: Eukaryota; Metazoa; Nematoda; Chromadorea; Rhabditida; Onchocercidae
Source: the annotation of a GenBank genome assembly
AUGAAUUCCGGUUUCGUUGUGAAUUCAAAAAUGCAUUAUAAAUGCCGAAAUAUAGAAAAGCCGUAUCUGCGUAGCGAUGUCUAUCGCGUAGAAGUACCAGAUGAUAAAGUGAAAUGGGAAGUUGUUUGGCCAGAAUAUACACCACAAGACUUCACCAGCUUGGCAGCAACUAAUAAACCCUGGGCAGAUUCAAAUGAUUUCAAAAAUUGGAAAUUCAAGUGGAACGAUAUCGAUGGAUUAAUCAAUCGACGUUCCUAUAUGGGGAAAUACAGUUUGGACAAAACUGGGCGACCACUUAACCCGGUAGGACGAACCGGAUUACGAGGACGUGGAGUUCUGGGAAAAUGGGGACCGAACCAUGCAGCAGAUCCAAUUGUAAGUCGAAUCCAUCACGGACAAUUACAGUUUGUUGGGAUUGCCCGACGAGAUUCCGGUGAAUGGGCCAUUCCUGGGGGUAUGGUGGAUGCUGGUGAGGAUGUGCAAGAAACUUUGAAAAGAGAAUUUACGGAAGAGGCACUGGAGGGCAAAAAGUAUCCAGAAUUGGAUAUACUUUGGCGUAAAGGUGUAGAGCUGUACCGUGGUUAUGUGGAUGAUCCACGGAAUACGGAUAAUGCAUGGAUGGAAACAGUUGUAGUUAAUUUUCACGAUAACGACAACUAUGUAAACAAUGACAUGCUCAGAGCAGGGGAUGAUGCAAUUAAAUUGCGGUGGAUUACCGUUUCAGUGGGUGAGAAAUUGUACGCAUCUCAUGAAGACUUCAUCAAAUUACUUGCUCAGCAUCAUGGCAUAUAA